Anolis carolinensis (green anole) is the source of this 2091-nucleotide messenger RNA. RefSeq names its product noggin-2. The record is from RefSeq and is a predicted model, not a curated record. The transcript has a single exon. The coding region runs from base 1 to 654 and encodes 217 amino acids. NCBI's taxonomy places the organism in Eukaryota, Metazoa, Chordata, Lepidosauria, Squamata, Anolidae. Gene Ontology annotation, biological process: dorsal/ventral pattern formation; osteoblast differentiation; negative regulation of BMP signaling pathway.
AUGAAGGCCCCCCAGGCCCUGCUGCUCUACUCCUCGCUGGCGGUGCUGUGGCCCCGGGGCUGCUGUGGCCAGCCCUACCUCCGCCUGCGCCCGUCCCCCAGCGACAACCUGCCCGUCAAGGACAUCAUUGAGCACCCGGACCCGGAGUAUGACCCCAAGGAGCAGGACCUGGACGAGAGGACUUUGAGGAAGAAGCUGGGCAGCGGCUUCGACCCCCACUUCAUGUCGGUCUCGGUCCCGGCCCAGGGGAACCUCUCGGGCUCGGACCCGCCCCACCGGCCCUUCAAGGGGACCGGGCCCUUGCCCAACGAGCUCAAGAAGCUGGACCUCGGGGAGACGCCCUACGGGGCGCGGCUGCGGAUGGGCAAGAAGGCCCGGCGGAAGUUCCUGCAGUGGCUGUGGGCGUACACGUACUGCCCGGUGGUCUACACCUGGAAGGACCUGGGGCCCCGCUUCUGGCCCCGCUUCAUCAAGGAAGGGAACUGCUUCUCGGAGCGGUCCUGCUCCUUCCCAGAGGGCAUGUACUGCAAGCCGGUCAAGUCCGUGACCAAGACCUUCCUGAGGUGGUACUGCCAAGGGUGGUCCCGGCAAAAGUACUGCACUUGGAUCCCGGUCCAGUACCCGGUGAUCUCGGAGUGCAAGUGCGCCUGCUAGUCGGACCCAAUAGACCGCUCUCGAGUGCCAUAUGUGGAUAUAUGUGGACCACCUGCCUGUUGGGGCCUUCAACUGGAAGCACCUUGAGAUGACAUGGUGUUGGUGGCCCUCCAUCCAGACCACAUGGAUCCCAGCCACAAAGCUCUAGGUAGACACUGAGUAGGGACUCCGACAGACCGCUCUCGUGUGCCAUAUGUGGAUAUAUGUGGACCUCCUGCCUGUUGGGGCCUUCACCUGGAAGCACCUUGAGAUGACAUUAUGUUGGUGGCCCUCCAUCCAGACCACAUGGAUCCCAGCCACAAAGCUCUAGGUAGACACUGAGUAGAGACUCCGACAGACCGCUCUCGUGUGCCAUAUGUGGAUAUAUGUGGAUCUCCUGCCUGUUGGGGCCUUCACCUGGAAGCACCUUGAGAUGACAUGGUGUUGGUGGCCCUCCAUCCAGACCACAUGGAUCCCGGGCACAAAGCUCUAGGUAGACACUGAGUAGGGACUCCGAUAGACCGCUCUCGUGUGCCAUAUGUGGAUAUAUGUGGACCACCUGCCUGUUGGGGCCUUCACCUGGAAGCACCUUGAGAUGACAUGGUGUUGGUGGCCCUCCAUCCAGACCACAUGGAACGCUCUAGGUAGACACUGAGUAAGGACUCCAUAUUUGAAUCCAGAACUCUCACAGCAGAGGUUUUGGAGAGACGGUGAAACACGGACACGCAAUCCAUACGGAACCUCGCCUGUCCGUUUCUCCGUCCUCAUCUUAUUUGAAACAAGAUCCAAAAGGAGCCGUGGAGAAAGCCGAGCACUACAUUAAGAUGUCUAUUUUUAUACGUAUAUAGCCUUCUAACAAAAAAGGGAAAUUGCCAUCCUUUGUAAAUACAGAGAAAUUUUAAAGGGGGAAGAGAUUCAGCGGUUUGUGUGUUUUUUUUUGGUGGGCUAUUUUUAUUGUUAUUAUUAAUAAUACGAAGAGGAUGAUGCAGGACCACAUGUUGAAGCCGGACUUUUUCCAAAUGGAUCGCUUUCCUUUGGCAAAUGGGAAGGGAGAUAAAUUUCCUAGAAAAGACAGUUUAUGCUACUCAGCCUUUUUUUUUCCUUCCAAAUUUGUUGGACUAAAUAUUCAACUGAUUUUUUUUGUAAAAAAAUGUAUAUUGAUUAAGGAGAAUUUUUUAUAAAAAAAAAUGUAUGAUGUUAAAAAAGGGUGAAUUUUUUUUGUUUUGGAUGACAUAGUGAUGUAGAUUUGUUAAAAGACCUUUCUUGUUGCCAUUUAUUUAUUUUCCACAUUUGUGUAUAGGAGGAGAGAAAGCUAGAGAUUAUGCCAGAAAAAAAAUAUCAAAAAUGUUUACUUGAAUAUUCCCUUUUCAAAAAAAAUAUAACUUAACGUAUCAGUGUACAUAUCAACCAUGACUGAUUCAAACAUUUUUAGCAAUAAACUCUAUCUUUGAAGAAAUA